Ahaetulla prasina is the source of this 1371-nucleotide messenger RNA. RefSeq lists its product as uncharacterized. The transcript has 2 exons. NCBI's taxonomy places the organism in Eukaryota, Metazoa, Chordata, Lepidosauria, Squamata, Colubridae. Gene Ontology annotation, molecular function: nucleic acid binding. Gene Ontology annotation, biological process: DNA integration. The coding region runs from base 121 to 1371 and encodes 416 amino acids. The record is from RefSeq and is a predicted model, not a curated record.
UAUCACGACACAUUACCCCUAGUGUUGGUUUGUGAUGCCUCCCCUUAUGGGGUGGGGGCUGUGCUCAGCCAUAGACUUCCGAACGGCACAGAAGCCCCUAUAGCUUUUUACUCUAGAACGAUGUCCUCCCCAGAGAGAAACUACAGCCAAUUAGACAAAGAAGCACUAGCCAUUGUGUCAGGGGUUAAAAAAUUCCAUGAGUAUGUCUUUGGGCGGAAUUUUGAAAUCGUGACUGACCACAGACCGCUACUAGGGUUACUGGCUGGCGACCGCCCAACGCCUGUGGCACUUUCGCCACGCUUGACCCGAUGGACUAUAUUCCUAGCCGCUUACUCGUACAAGCUGCAGCAUCGACCAGGAAAAGAAGUGGGGCAUGCAGACGCGUUAAGCCGAUGCCCACUACCAGGGGCGACCGAAGACCCCACUCCGGGGACGCCCAUCCUACUUAUUGACUCGUUGGACUCUGGCCCAGUCACAUCUAAGGAAGUGGCUCGGGCAUCAUACCGGGACAUUGUGUUAAGGACUGUACUCGGUUGGGUACAGAGAGGGUGGCCCGCUGCGCCGGGCGAACGGUUCAAAGAAUUUGUUAAAAAACGAGAUGAGCUCUCGGCUCAAGGGGGGUGCCUGUUAUGGGGUGAUCGUGUAAUAAUUCCUGAUAAAUUAAGGGGAAAGGUAUUGGACCUCCUCCACGAGGGUCACCCAGGGAUCGUAAGGAUGAAGGGGUUAGCUAGAAGCUAUGUAUGGUGGCCACUCAUGGACGCAGAGAUUGCUGAGAGGGUAGGGAAAUGCCAGGCUUGCCAAGAGUCCAGACCUCUACCCCCAACGGCCCCAGUCAGGAAAUGGGAAAAGCCCCAAGGUCCCUGGUCAAGAAUCCACAUUGAUUUUGCUGGCCCUUUCCACGGCCAAACGUUCCUAGUGGUUGUUGAUGCAUUCUCUAAAUGGUUGGAGAUCAUACUCAUGAAAUCCACUACGGCCGAAGCAGUAAUCGCAACCCUGCGCCACCUAUUCGCAACUCACGGGUUGCCGGACACUCUGGUGUCCGACAAUGGGCCUCAAUUCACGGCAGCCCAGUUUGAAGAAUACCUGGCAGAGGAGGGCAUCCGACAUGCCCUCUCUGCGCCUUUCCACCCUGCGUCGAAUGGCCUUGCAGAGCGUUCCGUCCGGAGCGCUAAGGAGGCAUUGUCCAGGCUCAAGCCAGGUGACUGGCAAACAAAGAUAGACUUUUUCCUAGCCGUCCAGCACAGAACCCCAAGCACGGCCACCGGGAAAAGCCCAGCCGAAUUACUAAUGGGACGGAAACUCCGGUGCCCACUUGACCGUUUGAACCCCCAGAAUAUCUCUAUGGCUAAUGAAGCUGCAGGUUAUGCCUGA